Molecule: messenger RNA, 855 nt
Organism: Monascus purpureus
Lineage: Eukaryota; Fungi; Ascomycota; Eurotiomycetes; Eurotiales; Aspergillaceae
Source: the annotation of a GenBank genome assembly
AUGAAUCUUGACAAACAGCUCGAGCAAUGGAGGGAAAACUUUCCCGCAUUUCAGGCCCACCGCCUGCCUCCGCGUGGCGAGCAUCUUUCUGUACUGCGUCUCUACUUUACCUACCACAACUGUGUUAUCUCCAUUCAUAGGAUGAAUGGAAGACGAUACUGGCUUCCGCAUGACGAACCCACUCCUCGGCCUCCGUCUGACAUCCUCUGUUCUAUGGAACGAUGUGUUGAGGCGGCUAGGAUGCUGCUCAAACUGCUGGACUUGGUCCCUUGCACCUUAACGAGUUUCUACUGGGACAUACUCGGUUUCAGCGCAAAUGCACUUGUGGUCCUCUUCAUUCACAUCUUACAUCAGCCCCAUAGCACCCACGCUGCUUCCGACUUACAAGCCAUGAAAAAGGGUCUUGGGGUACUUCCUAUUCUAAAACCACACCAUGGUGCUAGUUACAUUCCACAAGCUCAAAUCAUAUGCGGAGAGCUGUGUAGAUUAGCCCAAGCAGCGAUCGAAUCGUCGUCUCAAAAGGAACCGCAUAUUCCUGCAGCUUCUUCUGCGAACGGCACACACAAAGAGCGUCAUGCCACUCAAUCUUCGCCUGCAUUCAGAUCGAAUGCAGAGGGUUUCUCUGCCAUGCAUGGGUACAAUGCUCCUGCACCUGGGUCUACCAACUUCAUCAUACAGCGGGAACCCCAGGGAGGCAACAGGAACGCCAAUCCAGCGCCAAUGAUGUGGGAUAAGGGUGGUGGACAGUAUCUAAACGCGCUACCUUUUCCAUGUCACCCUGAUGACUUCGCUGGGGGGUUUCUCAAUUUGGAUCCAGGGUUAAACGCCGAAUUGUAUCGCCUUUUUCAAGUCUAA